This is a messenger RNA of Seminavis robusta, 2351 nucleotides long. NCBI's taxonomy places the organism in Eukaryota, Bacillariophyta, Bacillariophyceae, Naviculales, Naviculaceae. The record is from the annotation of a GenBank genome assembly.
UUCAGAGAAAGCUGAAGAUCUUCCUCCGCUGACAUCAUCAACACAUCAUCAUUUAUUUGCAUUGGAUCAAACGAGAAAGAAGAACGUGCUUGGUUUUUGGACCCAAAAGGAUUCCUCUUGGAUAUCAUUGGAUAGGUUGUUCUCUACAAAAGCAAUCGAUUGUUCUGUCCCUUCCCACAAUUAAUUAUUUACUGCAUUGCUAGCUAGGCUACCAUGAUGUUUGCUCUUCGCUCUGCCGUUGCCCCCGCUCGCCGUUCGACAAGUACCGGUCUUCGUCGUUGCUUUGCGGCGGGUGCCGAUUUGAACAAGCCAUUGCAAGAAGUGGACCCGGAGCUGUGCACGUUGAUUGAACAAGAAAAGGCGCGACAGCGAAACAGUUUGGUCUUGAUUGCCUCGGAAAAUUUCACCAGCAAGGCCGUCUUGCAAGCACUGGGAUCCGUCUUGUCCAACAAAUAUUCCGAAGGAUACCCCGGGGCGCGUUACUACGGAGGCAAUGAGAAUAUCGACCAAGUCGAACUCCUCUGCCAAAAGAGGGCUCUGGAAGCCUUUGAUCUGGACCCAGAAGAAUGGGGAGUCAAUGUCCAGUCGCUGUCGGGAUCACCCGCCAACUUUCAGGUCUAUACGGCUCUAUUGGAAACCCACGAUCGCAUCUUGUCGUUGGAUUUGCCCCACGGUGGCCAUUUGUCGCAUGGAUUCCAAACACCCACCAAGAAAAUUUCCGCCGUCUCGCGCUACUUUGAGUCGAUGCCCUACCGAUUGGAUCCCACCACGGGACAGAUUGAUUACGAUCAAAUGGAAAUCAGUGCCGAACUAUUUCGUCCCAAAUUAAUUGUGGCGGGUGCAUCGGCAUAUGCGCGCUUGAUUGACUACGAACGCAUCCGCAAAAUUGCCGACAAUGUCGGUGCCUAUGUCAUGUCCGAUAUGGCACACAUUUCCGGUCUCGUUUCGGCACAAGUUAUUCCUUCCUGCUUUCCCGAUUCCGAUGUGGUCACUACUACGACACACAAGAGUCUUCGCGGACCUCGUGGUGCCAUGAUCUUUUAUCGCAAGGGCCAAAAGGGUACCGACAAGAAAGGAAAUCCCAUUUACUACAAUUUGGAAGAAAAAAUCAAUUUUGCCGUCUUCCCCGGACUCCAAGGUGGUCCUCACAAUCACACUAUUGGAGCGCUGUCGACGUGUCUCAAACAGGCCAAAACACCCGCCUUUGUCGAAUAUCAAACGCAAGUAUUGAAAAAUUGCUCUCGCUUUGCCGAUGAACUCAACAAGCUCGGAUACACGUUGGUCAGUGGUGGAACCGACAACCAUCUCGUUCUAGUCGAUCUAAAGACAUCUCGCAACGUCGAUGGGGCUCGUGUCGAACGCGUUCUGGAAUUGGCCUGCAUUGCCACCAACAAAAACACCAUUCCCGGUGACAAAUCGGCAUUGAAUCCCGGUGGCAUUCGUAUGGGGACACCGGCACUGACGUCCCGUGGAUUGAAGGAAGACGAUUUUGCCAAGGUCGCGGCAUUCUUUGAUCGGGCCGUUGCCAUUGCCAAGGAACUCAAAGAAAGUGACGCGGGAAAGAAAUUAAAGGGAUUCCGAGAAUUGUGUGCCGUCGGACCUUCCGUUCAUCCCGAUCUGGUGCAGCUGCGAAAAGAAGUUUCCGAAUUUGCCUGCACGUUCCCGACCAUUGGGUUUGAUGAAGAUGAAAUGGAAUUUGAGGGAGAGUACAAUGUGGAUUUUGUAGCCUAACUAUUAUGAUAAUGACUAAGCAAAAAGAAAGAAAGCCAAAAGUAAAAUGAAUAGAUGAGAUGCAAAAGAUGUUUGCUUUGCUCAGCUCGAGCUCCUCCUCCGAGGAUGGAUCGAAUCAUUUCAUCUCUGGCUGGAGACCAUCGAGACGAUGCGAAGCUACCGUACUCGAGGAAGGCGCAGCCACGCUUCGUGCAGCGAGCUAUGAUACCUACAGCUUGAACAUCUCCCCAAAUGGACAGCUCCAAUGAGAAUUCUCACUACAUGAUAAUUCCCAUCGCGUAUUGGGUAGCUCACUUUUUGCACUUCUCUUUGCCCCGAGCUGGAUACGGUACAGUACCAUCAGAGCAUUCAUCGGUAGCAACUUCGAGUUAGGGAUAGUUCGGUACCAUAAACACUCAGUAACCUAUACGGGUCCUCCCUCAUCAGUUUGGAAACCAGCUCCUUUUGCACCGUAGGGUGAUGUCCAACGCGCCGCACUAGUAAUGCAAAGCAAGGCUCUCAAGAUCAGAAUACGUCAGCUAGCUCUGGCUGCAUGGCUGGCUUGGGGCAGCAUGUCAAUGAAGCCUAGGAUCCCUGUGUAGGAGAAUCCAAUCCUUUAGAAACGCUGAGCAGAGCUCGAA